This is a messenger RNA of Fusarium pseudograminearum CS3096, 1575 nucleotides long. RefSeq lists its product as uncharacterized. Lineage: Eukaryota; Fungi; Ascomycota; Sordariomycetes; Hypocreales; Nectriaceae. The coding region runs from base 1 to 1575 and encodes 524 amino acids. The transcript has a single exon. Gene Ontology annotation, molecular function: iron ion binding; heme binding; monooxygenase activity. The record is from RefSeq and is a predicted model, not a curated record.
AUGAUACAGGCAGCUACAGAUUUGGUGUCGCGCCCAGCGAUUGCUGUGCCGCUCAUCAUCUUCCUCUCGUACAUCACAUACCAGCUCUUCAUCAAACCCUCAAAUCUCCCAGACCUACCUAUUAUCGGCGCCCGUAAAAGCGACUGGUUUCCUCUUUUCCAAGCCCGAAUCCGAAACUCUCUCAAUGUCAAAGCAGUCCUCAACUCGUCGUAUGCCCAGUACAAGAACCAAGCAACCAUUCUCCCUCUGCUUGACGGUGGAAAUGUCAUCUUGUUACCGCGAUCCGACACCAAAUUCGCGAGCGAGCAGCCAAAUGAUCAGCUCAGCUUGCAUGAGUCUGCGCAACAUGAUUUGCAGACGGAUUGGACUACCAUGACUCCCUCAUUGACCCGCGACCCUAUCCAUCUGGAUCUAGUGCUUACGCAUCUCACCAAAGAGGUCGGUAACCUCAUUCCUGAUUUAGCCGAGGAGAUUGAGCAUUGUGUCCGUCAGCAAUGGGGUACCAGUUCAGAGUGGACCGAAGUUUGCAUUUUUGACAACGCCCAGCUCAUCACCAGCGGCGUGACAAACCGUGCAUUUGUCGGGUUUCCGCUUUGCCGAAAUGACGAGAUGCUCAAGCUGGGUAUCGCUUUUGCCCAAGACAUACCGCUAUCGUCAAUGCUUCUCAAGCCCUUCCCCAACUUUCUCAAACCACUUGUCGCACCGAUAAUCGCCCUGCCCAACAGAAUUCACAACAACAAGUUUGAGAGAAUCCUCAAACCAGAAAUUCAGGAACGACUUGCAAAGUACGAUGCACAAGCGACAGAAUCCGAGAAGCCUCCCAAGUCUGAGCGGAACGACUACCUGCAGUGGUUGAUCGAGCAAGCCAAGGAUAUCGGACACCCCAAGAACUGGAAGGUCAACGCCUUAUCAGAACGUGUUCUCAUGAUGAACUUUGCAUCUAUUCAUACAACUACGUUUGCCGUUACUCACGCUCUCCUCGACAUUGCUGCGUCGUCUCCAGAUCUUAUCGCGGAGUUACGAGAUGAGAUCAAGAGCGUGCUCGAGCGACACGACGGGAAGUGGAACAAACGCGCCGUCGCAAAGCUAGAAAAGCUCGAUUCCGCCAUCCGCGAAAGCCAGCGCAAGAACUCCAUCGUUUCAGUAGCCGUCUCUCGUACUGUCGUAGCAGAGAAGGGUGUAACAUUUCCAUCAGGCACACAUGUGCCCAAGGGUCUCAGGAUAGCCGUCCCAGGUUACUCCGUCUUUCAAGACCCCGAGGUCUACCCCGAGCCAAAGAAAUACAACGCCCUGCGCUUUUACAAUGCACGACAAAACGAGAAGGACGAAUAUGUGAAGAGUGCUCGCAAUGCAUGGCCGACAACCUCAACAGACUUUUUGGCUUGGGGUUUAGGGCGAAAUGCUUGUCCUGGAAGGUUCUUUGCGUCGAGUGAGAUCAAGAUGAUGAUUGCUUAUAUGUUGCUGAAUUAUGAUAUCGAACAUUUGGAUGAGAGGCCGCGCAAUACUUGGAUUGUGCAGAAUCGGAUUCCUCCUAUGAAGGCGACGUUGAGGAUCAGAAGAGUAUCGCAGCCAUAG